AUGGCUUCACAACAGACUACCAAUGGCCAAAGCACCAUCAGCCUUGGCCAGGAGUUCACUCAGAUGGUCAUCGACGCUACCGGCCCAAAGACAAACCCACGAUUGCGAGAGGUCAUGUCCUGCUUCAUUCAGCACAUCCACGAUUUCGCCCGUGAGAUCAACCUCACUGCGGAUGAGUGGAUGAUGGCCGUCCAGAUGAUCAACCGUUGUGGCCAAAUGAGCGACGAGAAGAGGAAUGAGGGCCAGCUCCUUUGCGACGUUAUCGGAUUGGAAUCUCUUGUGGAUGACAUCACCUAUACCACCGCAGUAAACAGCGGCCAAUCGGUGACGUCGUCGGCCAUCUUGGGUCCGUUCUACCGACAUGACCACCCUAUUAGGCCAAACGGAACCACCAUCUCAUUUGAUACCCCGGCUGAUGCUGAGCCGGUCUUUAUGUUUGGACGUGUUCUGAGUGCGGAUGGGAAGCCUCUUGCGAACGCGAGCGUCGAGGCGUGGCAGGCGUCGACAAAUGGCCUUUAUGAGCAGCAGGAUCCUAACCAGCAAGACCUCAACCUCCGUGGAAAGUUCAUUACCGAUGCGGAAGGAAAAUAUUCUUUCUAUUGCAUUCGACCUACUCCUUACCCUAUUCCGAACGACGGCCCCUCUGGACAGCUUCUUGAGAUGCUGGAUCGCCAUAACUGGAGGCCCGCCCACAUCCAUCUUGUUGUCCAAGCGGAGGGCUACAAGCCGGUCACCACCCAAAUCUUCGACAAGGACUCCAAGUAUCUCGACGAUGACUCCGUGUUUGCAGUCAAGAACAAUCUGAGAGUGGAGUUCGUCCCAAGGAAGGGAGAUCCCCAGGCUGCGCUUGAGCUGGAGUACAAUAUUGGGUUGGCUCCUCUCGACAAGUAG
This is a messenger RNA of Scedosporium apiospermum, 891 nucleotides long. RefSeq lists its product as uncharacterized. NCBI's taxonomy places the organism in Eukaryota, Fungi, Ascomycota, Sordariomycetes, Microascales, Microascaceae. Gene Ontology annotation, biological process: catechol-containing compound metabolic process. The transcript is spliced from 5 exons. Gene Ontology annotation, molecular function: ferric iron binding; catechol 1,2-dioxygenase activity. Bases 1 to 891 code for a protein of 296 amino acids. The record is from RefSeq and is a predicted model, not a curated record.